This is a messenger RNA of Lingula anatina, 1156 nucleotides long. RefSeq lists its product as uncharacterized. Gene Ontology annotation, cellular component: lysosome; extracellular region. Lineage: Eukaryota; Metazoa; Brachiopoda; Lingulata; Lingulida; Lingulidae. Gene Ontology annotation, molecular function: calcium ion binding. The record is from RefSeq and is a predicted model, not a curated record. Gene Ontology annotation, biological process: cell-matrix adhesion.
AUACACCACACAAUGGCGUGCAAGAUAUCCAUGUGGCUACCUUUUGCUACAACGGCGAUCAUGGUAAAUGCCUCCCCUACGCCAUGUUGUAAACCGAAGCAAUGGGAAGGCCUGGUGACGCUUGGUAUGGCAAACUACGUCCACAAAAACGACGAUGUUUCCUUGACGCGAGGGACGAUAAAUACGACAUAUGACUACCUUAACAUGAGGGAGGCACAAGUGCAGGAUUUUCAUGUGUCCCCACCAUUCCCAUAUUACACGGUUAAAAUGACUGUCAUCAAGGACUACAAAAAGGGAAUGCAGUGGGAGAUCAUCGAGAGCAAUAAAACGUGCACAACAAGAAAACUAAACAGCAGCAUGUCUCCGCCCUGUAUACCAGCCAAUGCACAAUUCCAAGGCACGUACCUCUUAUCGCAGACCCUCGAGGUAGAUCGUUGGUACGUUGACGCACCUGCAGCGAGCCAAGCCACCGUGUAUGAAGUGGAGUCCAAGACAUGCUGGCCGGUGUCGGAGACAAGAAGAUCAACUGUCCCAGAUAUGUUUAGGCUGACAAGUUUAACCUUUGAAAAUGUUACGGCUGGGAUAAAGAACCCGGGGAUAUUUAACCUGCCGAGCUACUGUCCCCCAGGGAAGUAGUAGAUGUACCCUGAACGCGUUUGAAUAUGAUCCUUUUUAACCAAAAUUUCACCUGAUAAAUCAAGUUACUAGGGCACAUGCUGGAUAAACUUCCAAAAAGGAAAUCGUCAGGUCUAAGGAAAGCAAUACACGAAGACAAUGAAAUGCAAAAUUCGUGUCUCAUACUCAAGUCUUGCGCUGUGGUCUAAGUUGUCGUUGUUCUUUUUCUUCUUCUUCUUCUUAUUAUUAUAAUUAUGUUGUUUUUGUUGUUGUUGUUGUUUUUAAUUUGCAUUUACAUAUUAUCCUCUUUCCAAACGAUUAUUACAAUCAGUGUAAUAAAAUCACAAUAUAUAUAUUGAAAUAAUUAAGUGCAUUUUAUAGAGAUAUUAUCGGAAGUAUGUUCUACUUAUUCUUUAUUCUAAUGUUUUAAAAAACUAAUAUUUCUGUUAGUUUAUUGUUUAUUUCAAUUAUCAAAAUCAAUCGACAGUAGAAUGAAAGACCUGUGACAAGAGGUAAGGAAAAAGGAGGCAGUUGUUUAUUU